This is a messenger RNA of Lucilia cuprina (Australian sheep blowfly), 1432 nucleotides long. Its product is annotated as WD repeat-containing protein 89-like. The record is from RefSeq and is a predicted model, not a curated record. The transcript has 5 exons. Lineage: Eukaryota; Metazoa; Arthropoda; Insecta; Diptera; Calliphoridae. Gene Ontology annotation, molecular function: protein binding. The coding region runs from base 127 to 1383 and encodes 418 amino acids.
ACAACAGCAAAAUGUCAUCGCUAAACACACAUGUUGCAUAUUUGUUAUUGUUAUCGAAAAGUUCGAUAUUAUUAGAUAAUUUAUAGUGCAAGAGUUUAAUAAACAAAACUAAAUAAAGCAAGAAAAAUGACAAAAACAACGAAUAUUUUUAAAGAAGCCGAAGAUGUGCCCUUGCCCAGCAGUGAUGAGGAAUCGAGUGAGGAGUCCUGUAUUGAAGAUGACGAUACUUGUACACGUUUUGAAUUGGAACAAUAUUUCCAACAAAAAUACAGUGUACAUGAUGAAACGGCUGUGACAUUAAAGAAGAAUUACAUACUAAGUUUGGAUAAAAAUGACUCAUUAACACGACUGGCAGCCGGCUUAUCAGACGGUUCUGUACAUUUAUUCGAUAUAAGUACUGAACGUGGUCUUAGCUACUCCACGCCAGAUUGUAUAGCCCCCCCACCUUGCAUUGAUGCUAAAAAUCGUUUUACCAUUUGUGGCGUACGUUUUGUAGAUGAGACUCCUAAUUUGCUACUGGUUGGCACAACAAAUGGUUUGGUUAGACUUUUUGAUUUACGUACACCUGGUGAAGUGGGACGUUUCGAAAAUAAUCCCGCAACUGAGGCCGAAGCAGCAGCUAUGCCCAAGGAUAUUGUGUGCUUUGACCGCAAUUCCAAUAGUCGGGUUUUGUGUGUGGGAACGGAACAACAUCAUAAUAAUGUUUAUUUACUAUUCUACGAUUUAAGAGAACGUAAACAAAUGGGUGGUUAUUUUGAUAGUCAUCAAGAUGAUGUGACCACUUUACGUUUUCAUCCACAAAAUCCUGAUCUUUUGUGUUCGGGUUCUACCGAUGGUUUGAUAAAUAUAUUUGAUUUACAAAAAAACAUAGAAGAUGAUGCUCUCUUACAGACGCUUAAUACCGAGAGUAGUGUACAUAGAGUAAAUUGGCAUAAAAAUGUCUACGACAAAGAUAUAAUCUCAUGUAUAACACAUACCAAUGACUUUAAAAUGUACGAAUGCGAAGAAGCUGAUCUGGUGGCUGAUUUUGAUAGAGCUAAAAUUACCGAAUGUAUAAAACGUAAAACACCAGCAAAUUGUAAUUUAAUUGAUUGUCACAAUAUGGCGGAUGGUGGAGUUUUCUUGUUAACUGGUUCAAAUAUCAAUAAAGGAGAAAUAAUGCGCUCUUUGCUGGUUCAGAAUAAACAACUAUUGCCAGGUGUAGAUUUUCAUGGCAAUAAACAAAUUGUGCGCGAAAGUGUAUUUGAUGAAAAGUCAAAUAUAUUAAUAACUGCUGGCGAAAGUGGUAUAGUUACACUAUGGAGUCCACAAAACUCGUCUAAGUCGAGUAACAGCAACUUGAAGGCCAAAACGAAAAAGUCAAAUAAAUCAACACCUUAUUAACAAAAUGUUUUUUGUUAUUCAAUAAAUGUUACAAAAGUAAUAAAACAAA